Paramuricea clavata is the source of this 1934-nucleotide messenger RNA. The record is from the annotation of a GenBank genome assembly. Lineage: Eukaryota; Metazoa; Cnidaria; Anthozoa; Malacalcyonacea; Plexauridae.
AUGCCAGAAUCCAGGGAAAAAUCUUUAUUUAUUGAAUUUACAGAAUCAACAACACUUCAUGGGAUUCGGAAUGUGUUUUGCGGCGACUCAAAACUUCGACGUUUCAUUUGGUUUCUUUGUGUACUUGGUUCUACUACGUGUUUUGUUUGGAACUUUACAGGCUUGUUACGAUCGUAUCUCAAGGAUGAAGUUAUCACUCGUGUCAUUGCAGUAAACCAAGAUAAUGCCACGUUUCCUGCAGUCACUAUCUGUAAUUUCAACCCAAUACGACUAAGUUACAUGCAAACGACACACCUAAAUCAUAGUGUGUCAUAUUCUGAAAUAUAUGCUGCAUACAUGCUUAACGAAACUGCUGAUUAUGCCUUCGACUCUACGACUACGCAUACGUUUUUUCUAAACGCAAGUCAUCAAAUUGAUCAUAUCCUGUUGCAGUGCACACUACAAGGAACAAAAUGUCUACCUAGUGAUUUCAAAAAGGUUUUUACGAAUAUGGGUGUCUGUUAUACCUUUGACCAUGGUAGGUAUGAUAGUAUUCAGUACAACCUGAAAUCACUGCAACAUUGCAUGUAUGCAUGUAACGUGAGCUAAAAUAGGAUAGAGAAAUAGUAUGACAUGACUUUCAAGACAUGAUUAAUUCGAUUUGCUCCUAUAACUUAGUUCUUCCUGUUCCGUGAAGAACAUUUACCACAAGAGCAUGAUCUCGCCCGCGCAAUCGUACACGCGCCAACGUCUUAUCGGCUCAUCAUGACAGAACAAAAAAGAAUCACUUUUCAUGAAAUGAUCAACUCACAGCCAGAUCAUCCAUGCAUGGGUCUUCCUCUUUUUUACUGCUGUCUGGUGUCCAAUUCGCUCUAAUGUUCUAAAUGUUCUCUCCUAUACAGAAAAACGCCUUGCAAGUUCUGGCAGUAUCGUCAGUCCAGGAGAAAAGUUUGGUUUAGCCAUGACACUGAACGCAGAAAUUGAUAAAUAUGACAUUAGACUUGCUGAAGAUGUUGGAUUUAAAGUUUUAGUUCAUGAGAAAAAUGAACACCCACUAGUUGAGGGGAAUGGUUUUGCAACAACGCCAGGGCUGUCCACUUUUGUCGCAGUCAAGGAAAAUAAGGUAAGAGGAAUGAUACGAGACAGGGGGCAACUGCCAAGAAAAUUCAGGCAGAAAAAUCAAAAAAAUUCGGGGAGAUUUAUCACAAAAUAGGUUAAAUUCAAGUAAUUUCAUUACAAUCCUCCAAAAAAAUUCGGGCAAACUUUCAACUGCCCCCCCUGUCCGGUACGCCUGUAUACAUGAUGCAUGCAGGCAUUUUGUUUUUCUAUGAUAUAAUGUCCGAGAAAAAAAUCCCCUUAACCAAAGACAAAUUAGUGUAUCAAUAAGGAAAGGUAAUCCUAACCAAAGAAAGGUCACUCUAACUAUAUACCUAUACAGUAUAGUAAGCUACCAGGUUUAACGAUUUACUUGUAUCAUACUGUAUCAGGCCGAACGUUACACUUUUCUCUUCUGUCCAAAUAGGCUAUUAUAAAACCCAUCAUGCAGGUUAUCUCCUGUUAUAGCGAUGCCGAUCUAUAAUGAUUUGCAUAUAUAUCGAGUAUAUAUACAGUAUUAAGUAAAGUUACAAAUAUUAAAUACUGUUUAAUCUAUUAAAAAUCUUGUUUUGUGUAGGUGAAAACAUUUCCGCCACAUUGUGAAAACAAAAAGCUUAUUGGUAAAUUAUUGUAUACAAAACCACUUUGUUAUGAAGACUGCAGAAGAAGAUAUGUAACUGAAAAAUGUGGCUGUUAUUACCUCGAGACAUCAGGAGGUAAUGCAUGCAUGUAAGUUAUAUUUGCAAUUGUUAUUUAUUCAUGAGCGCUAUUGAAUUGGAUGCAUGCAUUUUUUUAAGUUGGAGACGAUUAUCGUUCUUGUACACUUCAGGAGGUGUUUGGAUGUGUUACCAAAGAAUCAG